Messenger RNA from Punctularia strigosozonata HHB-11173 SS5, 1494 nucleotides. Its product is annotated as DUF21-domain-containing protein. Gene Ontology annotation, biological process: magnesium ion homeostasis. The transcript has 14 exons. Bases 1 to 1494 code for a protein of 497 amino acids. NCBI's taxonomy places the organism in Eukaryota, Fungi, Basidiomycota, Agaricomycetes, Corticiales, Punctulariaceae. The record is from RefSeq and is a predicted model, not a curated record. Gene Ontology annotation, cellular component: intracellular membrane-bounded organelle.
AUGCCCGCGGUCCAUACACCCCGCUCAACAGCGGCAACGCGCUCCUUUGCGCGUGCAUUUAGCACGCUUACACCGCUCCUUGUCAAAGCAUUCCCGUUCCAUAGCCACCUCGCUCGACCCUAUGGCGCAUUUGCCAGCUCGGAAGAGCCGGAAGAGGAACCAGGCUCGACGGGGUUCUGGUGGAAACUCGGAUUCAGUGUCGGGUUGGUGCUCCUGGGUGGUGUGUUCGCCGGGCUCACGCUCGGCCUGAUGGGUCUCGACGAACUGCAUCUGCGCGUGCUAGCGGCCUCGAGCGACAGCCCGAAAGAACGUAAAAACGCGUCGAAAGUUCUCCGAUUGAUGAGCAGAGGCCGACACUGGGUCCUCGUAGUACUCCUCCUCGGAAACGUCAUCGUGAACGAGUCCCUGCCAAUAUUUCUCGACAGUGCCAUCGGCGGCGGAGUGGCAGCAGUAUUCAUCUCUACCGCUAUGAUUGUGAUCUUCGGGUGCGCCGGCUCACCGCAUCUACUCACUCGUGUCUACAAUCCUCACAUCGCCCGCUUCGCCCUCGCAGCGAUGUCAGUCCGUUAUGGCCUUAGCAUAGGCGCGGUCGCAGCGCCCAUCGUCCUCACCAUGAUGUACCUCUUUGCCCCGAUCGCGUGGCCCACUGCUAAACUGCUCGACUGGGCGCUCGGUAAAGACGAAGGAACGACGUACAAAAAGGCAGAGUUGAAGUCGUUCCUCCAAUUCCAUCGUCAGGGACAAGAGCCCCUGCGCGACGAUGAGAUCAGCAUCCUCAACGGCGUGCUCGAGCUGAACAACAAGUCCGUCGAGGAGAUCAUGACCCCGAUGAAGGACGUGGUCACGCUCCCCGCGGAUAUGAUAUUGGACACCAAAGCCAUCGAUUGGAUACUCAUGAGCGGAUACUCCCGCCUGCCGGUGCACGAGCCUGGCCAACCGCUAGUAUUUAUCGGCCUCCUGCUCGUGAAGCAGCUUGUGCGGUACGACCCGUCGCAAGCCAAACCCGUGUCGAGCUUCAGGCUGUCGAUCCUGCCCGAGGCGAAGCCGAACAUCAACUGCUUCCAAGCGCUGGACUACUUUCAGACGGGCCGGGCGCAUUUGCUCCUGAUCAGUGACACGCCCGGACAGCCUGGUGGCGCGAAAGGCGUCGUAACGCUCGAAGAUAUCAUCGAAGAGAUCAUCACGGAAGAGAUCGUUGACGAGACGGACCGGUUCGAGGACAACCAGAGCAAGCGGAAGGCGAAGCGGAUGACGACCAAAGCCAUCAUGGAAGGCAUUGUGGAGCGACACCGACGCAAUGUCUCCGACGCGACGUCGACGGGUCACUUCUCGCCGAUCGUGGGCUCCCGCGACACGUCGGCGGAGCGCGGCGGGAUGAGCGCGCAGUACGCGAACCAGGGAUACGGGGCGACCGCGAACGGCCAGUCCUUGACCGCGGCCUCGGCGGCGGUGGCGGCGGCAGCACCCCAGAUGAGCACCUCUCCCAAGCCUUAA